UUUUCACCUCCGAAACUGGAAUUCCUCUCCGAAUCGAAAUCAAAGCUUUUCCAUCGAAAUUUUCUCCUCCUAAUCCGGAAAUAUCUCUCCGAAAUGGGAAAAUUCAACACGAAGAAGAGGAAAAAACCAACCGAAGCUAAUGAUUAUGGUGAAUGGGACUAUGAAAAUGCUUCAUUGCCUAAUGGUUUUAACGUUGCCUUGAUCAAGCCGGCGAUAACACAGUUUCUCCUAGCUAAGGGCUAUUAUGGUGAUUUGUCUUUGACAAUGGUUGUGUCUGAUGCAAGCGACAGCCGAAAGAUACAUCGGGAUACAUACAGAGCAUUAUAUUAUAUCAUCAGCUUGAUAUACUCCUGGCGCAAUUCUUUGUUAGUAUAUCAGGCUGAUGAUAUUUCUGUGUUUCAUAUUGGUCUUAAUUGUUUUUUAUAUGUUUCAGGGGGUGGACAAGUCUCUGAUGUUGAUAUCUAUCGUGAGAUUCAUACCUGGAACCUAGUAAUAUAAAUAGGGGAAGAUAAUAUCAGAUUUUAUUGCUUCAAAAA
Messenger RNA from Arabidopsis lyrata subsp. lyrata, 536 nucleotides. RefSeq lists its product as uncharacterized. The transcript is spliced from 2 exons. The coding region runs from base 94 to 498 and encodes 134 amino acids. The record is from RefSeq and is a predicted model, not a curated record. Lineage: Eukaryota; Viridiplantae; Streptophyta; Magnoliopsida; Brassicales; Brassicaceae.